Molecule: messenger RNA, 1008 nt
Organism: Dibothriocephalus latus
Lineage: Eukaryota; Metazoa; Platyhelminthes; Cestoda; Diphyllobothriidea; Diphyllobothriidae
Source: the annotation of a GenBank genome assembly
GUCCUUAACAAUUACUUCAGUUUUCGGCCGAAUCGCGAUAUCAAGGAGAUGUCUUCUAUAGAAGAGACCAAAUUGGACGCUCUGCCGAAGUCCUACGCCGCCUGGAGUCUCCCCUCUGGCAAGCGGGAUCCCCGAUUUCUCAUCAUUGAUCCUACUAAGGGUCCGGAUUCAACACUUCUGGGAACGAAGAGUCUUGACGAGGUUGCGGCUUCGUUCAAACGAGAGUUCGACAGCCUUCCCACUGGACGAAUACUGCCCCACAGCGCUGGCAUGAAGACACUGAACCGAUACAAAAAUCGUUCCGAGCACUCCCUGCCCUAUGAUCACAGUCGAGUUAAACUGAAACGCAGCCUGAACAGCCCCGAGAAUGACUACAUAAAUGCUAGUUUUGUGGAUGGAUACAUGCGCCGGAAGGCCUACAUUGCUGCCCAGAGCCCUUUCAACGCCACAACUGCUGCAGAUUUUUGGGUGAUGAUCUUCCAAUGCAACGUCUCCCAAAUUGUCAUGUUGACCAAUCGGAUCGAGGGUGGAAACGUUGAACAGGAACGAGCCUACGACGAGGCCCUGUUUGCCAACGGCCAUACCAACAGCGUUGAGCGUCAGUACGAUUCCCUCCUGGUGCUCGCCUUGGACUCCACCGAAUACGCCAACUUUACCCUACGUCGAUUCCAAAUCAGCGACCUCACCUCGGGUGCUGUGCAGCUGGUCAACCAGUACCAAUUUCAUGACUGGCAACCGCGCCGAUUAUUCUGUCCCUCCGGUCGUUGGCAUCGACGUGGUAGCAGUAGUGGUCAAGCGGUUCGCGUACAAACCCGAACAGCAACAGCAGCGGCGGCUGCGGGUGAGGAACUGACUGAUUUCGACUGUCUGGCUCUCAUAGACUUCUACUUCCAUGUUGUGACGGCCAGGCGGCCUGAAGAUGGACCUCUUCUAGUUCACUGUGAAGAAGGUAAGUCAUUCCCGCGUAGUGGAUACUUCGAUAUCUAUUUAAUUUACCGAGGUCUUUAA